AUGAAAAUUCUAAUCAUUAAUGGUUAUGGAAAGAGUUACAAAGGAAUGAAAAACUUUGAGCAAUACAAAUUGAUAAUCAAAGAAGCUUUGCUUAGUAAAAAAGAGAUGAUAGAUACUGAAAUUGAUUUCAUUAUUCGUGACAGAGAUUCUAUUGAUGAUUUGUUGUAUGAAAUAGAUAGUUCUUUUGUGAGAGUUGAAUGUGGCAAAAUGUUUGAUUCAAUAGAUAUUAUAUUUUUUGAAGGAGAUGCAAAUCUUAGACCAUGGUCUCCAAAUGCAUAUAAAGUAUUAAAUUCAAUAUCAAUUAGUAUUUAAUUUUUUUAAGGAUGUGUCUUAGAAGUAACAAGAUCCUUUUUGCAUCAUCAUUUGCCAUGUAAGGUUUAGUUUUCUUGAUAGCAUCAAAUGUUGAGUGUGUAUUAAUAAUUUUAUUUACUAGUAAAUAAGCGUUAUUAAUGGAUUAAAUGGAGGAUAAUUGGGGGAUUUAUCAAAGAUCAAAAAAGAUUUAACUGAUAUUAAAUAGACAGAUUUCUUUCUUGACAAUGUAACAGGAGAUUUAUAUGGAUUUAAUUAUGAUACAGGUGAAUGGGUGAGUAAAGGAAAUGCUGGAAUUCAUUUUAGAAAAGCUGCUGAGGAAUUUAAAACAAUUGGUAAAUAUAUUAUGAAAGCACCUCAAUAUAAGGUUAAAGGAAUGAAAGAAUUAGAUGCCUUAUAUGUAUCUAAAGAGAAUGAAAUUGUUUGUUCUUUAAGAAAAAAUCAAAUGCAUCAUUUCUUAUUUAAUGAUGUACCAUUUGAAUUUGUUGUACCUUAUAAAAAUUCAUGGGAUGUGCAUCCAUUCAAUUUUGUAAAUCCUAAGAAAACCUUUUAAACUUUGGCUGAUUGUACGAAAGGUAUAUAUAUUUGUAUUUCUAUUUAUAGGACCAUUAAUAAUAUAGAUAUCUGAUAAUAUUAUAGGGACAUAAUUUGCUAUAAAAAGAAAAUAUAAAGAUACAACAGUUGUAUUAAAGAAUUUAAUGGGAUAUUAAUUAACUAAAUUAUGUUCAGGUUAAGCUCAUUCAAUACCAAUAGAAAUUGCAUCUAUAAAAUAAAAUGAUAAUGCUAUGGAUAUAUUUCUUGAACAUAUGAGUAAAAAUAAAUAUUAAGCUCAUUAAAAAACAAUAAAAUUUAAUGUGAUUACUGAAUUUCAUCAUGCUGGUUAUGCUGCUAAGAAAUCUGAUAAAUUAGAUGUUGUUGUAAAUAAUGCAAUAGGAAAGAGAAGAUUCAAAUAACAAAUUUAAAAAUUGCCAAGUAAAGAAUUAGAUAAAAUAUUAUCAGUAUAUAUAUAUAUUAUUUUAUUUAGAAUGAUAAUUCAUAUAGAUAAACUGCUAGAACUUCUAAUAAUCAAUCUCGAAAAUUUGUUUCAUUUACUAAUACUUAAAAUGGAUUAAAUUCCCCUUUAAAAGGUUAAACAUUAACUUAAUUUGAUGAUCAAAUUGAAUAAAAACCAUAAUUUCAUAAAACAUCUGGUGAAAUAAUGAAAUUACUUCAUCCAUCAAUUGAUGAUUCUUUAGUUGAAUCAAAUAAUAAAUAAAUGUGGGUCCCUGGAUUUUUAUCUUAAAAUAGGGGAAUUAAAUUAUCAAAUCAUAAUCCAAAAGAAUGUUGGAAUUAAAAGUUAAAUUUAAGAAAACCAUUCUAAAAUCCUUUGCAAAUUGAAACAUAAUUUGAUAAUAUUUAUAAAACAUAGAAAUAACUUGAAUUAGAAGAGGAAAGAGAGAAAAACAAAAAAAUCAUAGGAACUAAACAAUUUCGUUGUGGCACUCCUGCAUAAUCUAAUUUGAUUACAACAUAUAUCAGUAGAAAUUAAUCAGUACCAUAACAUCAAUUUAGGAUGAUUGAAAAAGUAAAAUGGAUAUCUCCACAAGAUUUUAAAGUUUGA
Molecule: messenger RNA, 1909 nt
Organism: Paramecium pentaurelia
Lineage: Eukaryota; Ciliophora; Oligohymenophorea; Peniculida; Parameciidae
Source: the annotation of a GenBank genome assembly